Messenger RNA from Meloidogyne enterolobii, 4488 nucleotides. The record is from the annotation of a GenBank genome assembly. Lineage: Eukaryota; Metazoa; Nematoda; Chromadorea; Rhabditida; Meloidogynidae.
AUGCAUCCAACAUCUAUACAAGGUGUUUCUGAUUUAAUUCAAAUGGUUGAAUUACACGAGGCUGCUCUUCUCAGAAAUUUUCAAAUUCGUCACAGACAAAAUAUUUAUCAUACAUUUAUUGGAAAUCGUAUUUUGGUUUCAUUAAACAAUAAUUUAUCAGAAGAUAUUCAAUUAUAUACAGAAGAUGAAAAUCAAAGAAAAGAAUUAAUUCGUUCAUAUCGUCAAAGACCUCCUCACGAAUUAUUACCCCAUAUUUACGCAUUUGGAGCUGAAAUUUUACGUUUUGUUAAAAAAGGGAAAAAUAAUUGUUGUGUGGUUUUUAGUGGAGAAACUGCUUCAGGAAAAUCAGAAUUAUUUAAACAACUUUUAAAUUUCCUUAGUGCUGAUUUUGCUAAUCAAAAUUUUGAAUUAAAAUUAAAUUCUGCUCAAAUAAUUAUUGAAGCCUUUGCAAAUGCUAAAACUUCUCGUAAUUUAAAUGCUUCUAGACAUGGAAAAUAUUUUGAAUUAAAUUAUAAAUUAAAUAAUGAAUUAUCUAAAAUUGUAAUUUCAUCAGCAAAAAUAGAAUUAUUUUUUCUUGAAAAAUAUAGAGUUGUGGAAGCUUUUGUUGAACAAUCAAGAGAAUCAAAUUUUCAUAUUUUUUAUUGCCUUCUUGCUGGAUUGAGUCCUCAACAAAAACUUGAUUUUGAAUUGACAAAUGGAAGGAUAUCUAGUUACAGGCUUUUAGCACAAUAUCGUCGAAAUUCUCGUGAAAAUUUUAUUAAUGGAGAAACGACUUCUUGGAUGUUUGGAGGUGAAAGAACACGUCCAACAUUUGAAUUAUUAUCUAAAGUUGUUGGAGCAUUUAAAAUUUUAAAUUUUAAUGAAAAAGAAAUUGAAAAUAUUUGGAGACUUUUGGCAGCGAUUUUGCAUUUGGGGAAUUUACGUUAUAAUGUUAAAAAUUAUGAUGGAAAAGAAAAUUUAGAAUUAAAUGAUCGUUUAAAUAUUCAAAGAAUAUGUAAACUUUUAAAAAUAGAAAAAAAUUUAUUAAUUUCUUCGUUAACAAUUAAAAGUUUGUGUGAUUUAAAAUCUGAAAAAGAAUUAAAUUUUCGUAAAUUAACUAUUGAUGAGGCAGUAGAUCGUCGAGACACUCUUUGUGUAGAAAUAUAUUCAAAUAUUGUUAAUUUUAUAAUAAAUAAAAUUAAUUUAGAAUUAAAUGAAGAAAAUAAAAUAAUUAAUUGGAGAAAUGGUCAACAACAAAAAUUUGUAACUGUUGGAUUGGCAGAUUUUCAAAGUUUGGAAAAUAAAUUGAAAAAUGGAAAUAAUUUUGAACAAUUAUGUAUUAAUUAUGGUGCUGAAUGUUUACAACAAUUUUUUAUUAGAAGAAUAUUUACUUUAGAACAAGCAGAAUAUGCAGCACAAUGCCUUCCUGAAUGGGAAGAGAGAUGUGCAGCCCUUCCAUACCUUGAUAAUCUUCAAGUACUUGAAAUGCUUGCUGUUCAACCAUUAAGUGUAAUGAGUGUUAUUGACGAUAUAAGUAUUGCCCCCGAAGCCUCUGAUACAAAUUUACUUUCAAAACUCCACCCAUCACAUUCAAAUAAUGAAAGUCUCUACCAAAAACCUAAAUCAUCUUUACUUAAUCAAUUUGCAAUUAGACACUAUACUGGAUUAGUACAAUAUAAGGUGGAAGGAAUGAUUUUAAAGAAUAAAGAUUAUUUUCCCUCAGAACUUUCAAAAUUAAUAAAUGAAAGCGAAUUAAAAUUUUUACAAAAAAUAUUUCAAAAUAAAGAAGAAAAUAAUGAGGGGGAGGAUGAAAUAAGUAAUGAAUUGAGUGAAGAAGAAUUAAAUGAGAAUGGAAAUAAUGAAUUUAAAAUUAGAAGAAUUAAACAAAAUACUCAAUGCACAAUUGUUAGAAGAUCAAUGAAUGACCUUAUGCGGCGUCUAGAAAGCUGUCCAGAAGCAUUUUUUGUUCGUUGUCUAAAAACAAAUGAUGCCCAAAAAGAAAAGUUAUUUGAAACCGAAACUGUUUUACGUCAAAUGCGUCAAUUCGAUAUGCUUUCCACUGUAGCUAUGUGUCGUGCCAGUUUCCCUAUUCACAUGGAAUAUGCUUAUUUUGUGCGAAGAUAUAGGCCUUUAAUGCCUGGAAUUCGAUUUAUUUGUCGAACAAUUUUUGGGGAUUCCUGUACUGAAUUUGUACAAUUUGGAAAGAAUAAAGCAUUUUUAAAAUCAGAACAACAUCAAUUUUUGGAAAUGUUACGUUCUCGUCGUCUUCAUUGUUGUGCUGCUUUAGUCCAAAAAUGUUUGCUUGGAUGGGCAAAAAGACAGCAAUAUGCAAGAUUACGUUGGGCAACUUUAAUAUUUCAAAAACAUUGGAGGGGGCUUGUUGAAAGGAAAAAAUUUAAAAUUGCAAAUUGCCGAGCUGUUUUAAUUCGUUAUCAACUUCAAUGUUUAGUUACACGAGCUGAACGUCAUUGUGCAAUGAUGGCUAGAUUAGAUUGUCAAAUGGAAGAUGAAGGAGAACCCCCAGCAUUGGAAUUACACGAAAAUGAAUUAAAUAAUAUUAUUAAAGAAAAGAAUUUUGGAUCAUUAAAAAUAUUAAAAUAUUCAAAUGAAAAAAAUUUUAUGGAAAAAGAAUUAAACAAUAAAAAUAUUAAAAGAAUUACUAAUAGUAAUAAUGAUGCUUUUAAAUGGAAUAAAUAUGCUUUGGCUAAUUUUCAACAAACAAAAUGCACACCAAAACAUACACGAACAUUAUUAGAACGUCCUUUACUUUCACAUAAAAAACAUUUAGACGAAUUAGUUUCAUUGUCAAUUUGGCGUAGAUUAUUACAAUUUAUUGGAGAUUCUGAUGUAACAGAUUAUGCUGCAUUUGACAGCAGAAAUUCAAAAAAUAAUAAAAAUUGUUCUUUGCCAAUUACGGCCAAAUUAAAAGCUCUAUAUUGUCAGGAUUUUUCUGAUGAUGAAAUUAAUUAUAUUAAAGCUAAUAUUUUGAAUUACCAAACUUACCAAGAAAAUGGUUAUAUUUUAAAAAAGUCGAUAAAAAUAGCUAAAAAUAUUUUGCUUGGAGAAUUUAAUUGGACAGCUUUUGAUAAAGCUAAAUUUAUUGUUAGUGUGGGGAUUUUUAGAAAUGAAUUAAGAGAUGAAAUAUAUAGCCAAAUAUGUAAACAAAUAAAUUGUAAUCCUUCACCUAUUUCUGCUCGGAGAGGAUGGAUUUUAAUGGCACUUUGUUCUUCUGCCUUUUCCCCAACAAAUCGACUACUUCCUUAUUUACGCAAUUUUGUUAAUUCGAAUGCUCCAAAUAUUUUUUGGCAACGUUAUAUUGCUAAACAAAUGAGUAGAACAAUUAAAUGUGGAGCUAGAAGAGAACCUUGUUUAAAAGCAGAAUUUGCUUUUAUUUGUUCAAUUGACAAUCUAAAUAAUUCUGGGUUGUUUGUACAAAUUAAUUUGCCUAAUGAAGAAAUUGUUGAUAUUCCAAUUCAUUCACAAACAACAAUUGCCGAUGUUUUUGAAUUUUUAACUGAAAAAAUAAAUUUAAAUGAAUCUUUUGGGUUUGGACUAUUUCUCUCGACUGGACAAAAUAUUCGUUCGUUGGUUGUUGGAGGGGAACGUUUGAUGGAUGCUUUAGCAUUAAUUGAAGAACAAAAUGAUUUUGAUUGGAAAUUGUAUUUACGUAAAGAAUUAUUUUUACCUUUGGAAGAUAAUUCUGAUGAAUUAUUUGUUGACCUUUCUUAUAGACAAAUUAUUAAAGGUUUACAUUAUGGAGAAUAUCAAUGCAAUAAAGAAGAAGAUUUAGCUCUAUUAGCUGCCCAACAAUAUUUUGUUUCAAUAAACGGAAAAUCUACGGAAAUAGAUAUUUCUGAAUUAGAGGACAAUUUAAGUGAAUAUUUACCUUUAAAUAUUUUAAAACAAAAUGAAGAUGUUAAUGAAAACAGAAAAGAUGAAAUAAAUGAGGAAGAAGAAGAAUGUCAAAAAUGGAUUCAAUUAAUUUUACAUGCUUUUAGAAAAAAUUUACCUCCAAGUGUUAAACAAAUAAAAUGUGAUGUUCUUAAAUUUGCAGCCAAGAAUUGGCCAUUAAACUUUUCUAGAUUCUUCGAAGUUUACAAAUUUUCUGGCCCUCCUCUCCCCGUAAAUCAACUUACUAUGGCUGUAAAUUCACGUGGAAUAUCCCUUUUAGAUGCCCGUUGUUGUGAUAUACAAAAUCAAAAUAAACAACAAAUUUUAUUUGAAAUUGAAUUUAUUGAAUUGGCAAAUAUUGGUUAUGGAAGAUCAAAACAUGAAGGGGCUGAUGCUAUAUUUAUUAGUUUAUUAAAUGGUGAUCGGUAUACUUUUCAAUCACCUUUAGCUAGAGAAUUGUCACAUUUAUUGUUACAUAUUUUAAAAAGUCUUCAUCAAAAUUCAAUUUAUGCUGUAGCAUUAAAAGAUUACAAUCAUUGUACUGUCCAACACAAAAUGCAGUCUUCAGAAAAUUGUUUUAAUAAUUAUUUUUUAAUUCAAAAUUCCUUUGAAUUUUAG